Molecule: messenger RNA, 2565 nt
Organism: Puntigrus tetrazona (Sumatra barb)
Lineage: Eukaryota; Metazoa; Chordata; Actinopteri; Cypriniformes; Cyprinidae
Gene: nap1l1
Product: nucleosome assembly protein 1-like 1
Exons: 16
Coding region: 170-1330 (386 amino acids)
Biological process (GO): nucleosome assembly
Cellular component (GO): chromatin; nucleus
Molecular function (GO): histone binding; chromatin binding
Source: RefSeq, a predicted model, not a curated record
CGCGACCCGCGUUACGUGGUGACGCCAGAUGUAUAUGAGCGCACGCGGCGGGAUCUCUUUCCCUUUUAGCGCCAUCAGAGCGGGAGUCUCGCGCUGUUCACUGCGCAGCAGCACCGCCUCAGACAGACCUCUGCACAUCGGGCUCUCGAAAACAAAACGGUGAAACAACAUGGCAGAUCUUGACAAUAAAGACCAGACUGAAAUGGACCCAGCAGAUAUGGAGGAUGUUGAAGAGGUGGAGGAGGAAGAAACUGGGGAAGACAACAGCAAAGCGCGUCAGCUGACGAUGCAGAUGAUGCAGAACCCUCAGAUUCUUGCGGCGCUGCAGGAGAGGUUGGAUGGGCUCGUGGGAUCUCCCUCAGGGUACAUGGAGAGCUUACCGAAGGUGGUGAAGAGACGCGUUAAUGCCCUCAAGAACCUCCAGGUGAAGUGCGCUCACAUCGAAGCAAAGUUUUACGAAGAAGUGCACGAACUGGAGCGAAAAUACGCCGCUUUGUAUCAGCCUCUCUUCGACAAGCGGAGUGAUAUCGUGAGAGCAGCGUACGAACCCACAGAUGAGGAGUGUGAGUGGAAACAAGAUGAAGAGGAAGAGCUGACAGUAAGUAAGCAGGAGGAAAUGAAGGAAAAGGCCAAAGUGGAGGAGGAGAAGAAAGACGAGGAGAAGGAAGACCCUAAAGGGAUCCCAGAAUUCUGGCUCACGGUUUUCAAGAAUGUCGACCUUCUCAGCGAAAUGUUGCAGGAGCAUGAUGAACCAAUCCUAAAGCACUUACAAGACAUUAAAGUAAAAUUCUCAGAUGCAGGCCAGCCCAUGAGUUUCACAUUAGAGUUCCACUUCGAACCCAACGAUUUCUUCACAAACACAGUCCUGACAAAGACCUACAAAAUGAGGUCCGAGCCGGACGAGUCGGACCCCUUCUCUUUCGACGGGCCAGAGAUCAUGGGCUGCACAGGGUGCACGAUCGACUGGGUUAAGGGCAAGAACGUCACGUUGAAAACCAUUAAGAAGAAACAGAAACAUAAGGGACGUGGCACAGUGAGGACGGUCACCAAGACGGUCCCCAAUGAUUCCUUCUUCAACUUCUUCUCUCCACCUGAAGUUCCAGAAAGCGGUGAACUGGACGAGGACUCGGAGGCCGUGUUAGCCGCAGACUUUGAGAUCGGUCACUUCAUCCGCGAGCGGAUCGUGCCCAGGGCAGUGCUGUACUUCACCGGCGAGGCCAUCGAAGACGACGACGAUGACUACGACGAGGAGGGAGAGGAAGCGGAUGAUGAGGAGGGUGAAGAGGAGGCCGACGAGGAGAACGAUCCAGACUACGAGCCCAAGGUAUAAGUGAUGUCUGUAGUAACCCUGCCCUGAAGGACGCCAACCCUCCAGAGGAGUGCAAGCAGCAGUGAUGACGAUCUCCUUCAGGAUCCCCUACACUGUAACGGCUUCAAACAAACAUAGUUACUUACCGCCUUACAAUGUUUUGUAUUUUUCUUGGUAGAAAUAAUUGAAAAAUUAAAUAAAAGGGUUUCGAGAUUUUUGUUACGAAAAAAAAAGACGAUAUUAAAAAAAAAAACCAACAAAAAACCAACGACCACCACCACACACAACUCCUCUAUGGAAAGCCGCGGCUCAUGACGCAUAGUGUUUCACUAGGACCGGUUUCUUUCGUUUUUUUCCCUCUUCCUCUGUAUAAAUAGUUAGAAUGCAGAAAAUCCCUCGAAGCAUGACACUCGUUUCUUCACCGCUAAACUAGUUGGGUUCUCGUGAAGUCUUUUGUAUUGCUCUUAGACAACAGCUGUGGAAAGACGCUCCGGUUUACGGCUAACAUUCCUCCACGGCGUUGGCUGUUUUGGGUUUGGAGGCUCGGUGGAGACUGAAGCACAUUCCACAUCCGUUCGGUCGGCGCUCUGCUGCAUGACUCCUUUCUUUUCUAUGAGCACUUUGUAUUUUCGUCAUGUAUCCGUAGCGUUUUAUUAUUAUUAUAUUAUUAUUUCCCCCUUCAAUUCGACCGACGCUUGCGUUUCGACUGGCUUGCCGUUCUUCAGGAGGGUUCUCUGCGGAAUGCACUUACGACGACGCGAGCGACCUCAUUGGACGAUUAGGACGAGAGCGUCUGAUUGGAGGAGCCGGUUUAACCGGUCUCUGAUUGGCUGCUUUCUGAGCUUGGCCCUGAGUGAUGAUUGUGGUGAAACGCCACCUCUGUUUGGCAGGCCUAUCACUGUGAAGGUGUGUGUGUGUGUGUGUGUGUGUGUGUGUGUGUGUGUGUGUUCAGAGGAAGGUCGUCUUCAUCUCCUCUCACUCGUAGCGCAGCCCAGCAGGUCUGAAGCAGAUAGAGCAAUAUUUUCACCCGGAAAGCCCCUCCGCCGCCGCAGUAUCCCGUGUCUCGUGGCCCAGCUCCGUCCGGGUCACCGGUUAGUUAGUUAGUUGUGUCUGGUGAGCAGUUGAAGCAGCAGGGGUCUUUCUGGUUCCCCUCAGCAGCUGUUGUCAAAGCAAAAUGCCAUGCUACAAAAUACUAAUGUACUCAAUAACUGUACGUGGAUGUAUAUUCAUGAAAAAUAAAUUGGUAAAACGUGCAA